AUGGCCGCUGGAAGGGCAUUGGCAGCAGCUGGCUGCUCUCAUUGCCGCACCUCUGUCUUGAGGCUCUUCUUGAGCUCGUCGAAGCCAUCUCCACUCGCCAGAUCUCAGCACACGCUCUUGUGGUCUCCCGUCGCGACCACGCGCCACCUUCUUCGCAGCUACUCCUCAGCCUCGAGUUCAGGCCAUGUGACUGGUAGCCACGUUACUCCUUCCCCCGAAUCUCCAGAGACAGCCCGACAGGCCGCGCAAGACGGGUCUGCAUCCGACAUCGAAACCUUGGAAAGCGCCGCAGCGGAGCCCGCCCCGGCGGGUGUGCCAUGGUAUCUUCAGGUCGAGCCGCCCAGGCAUGCUCCCUUCGCUGAACCACCGCCGCUGCCUGAGCUGCCGUCCGGUUCGCCGCCCAUCCUGUCCGCCGUAUUGGAGUAUGCAGCCGAAGAGAUGGGCCUCGAUGACCUCUCUCUCCUUGACCUACGCGAGAUGGAUCCUCCUCCGGCGUUAGGGCCCAAUCUCUUCAUGCUGUUUGGAACGGCACGCAGCGAGCGCCAUCUGAACGUGUCCGCCGGCCGCUUGGUAAGGUGGUUGCGAGCCAAGCACCAUGUGCACGCUGAUGCCGACGGACUUCUCGGCCCGAAUGAGCGCAAGACGAAGCUGCGCCGAAAGGCAAAACGGGCUAAGCUCCUGGGGACCAUGGGCACUGACGAUGCCGACGAUGGUAUAUCCACUGGCUGGAUCUGUGUCAACCUGGGCACUAUCAACCGCUCCCAUACAGAAUCUGCUGUCCUCAGCGAAGAUGGCCGAGUUGCGGGUUUCGGCGUCCCACAGACCGGUUCAACUAUAGUUGUGCAAGUCAUGACGGAGGAACGAAGGACGGAGCUCGGCUUGGAAACCCUCUGGCAGCGGGCGCUUGGCCGUCCGUCUGAGGAACGGGCCGUCACUUCUACGGAAACUAAGAAAGCUGCGGAUUCGCAUCCUUUGGAGAAGGCUAUCCUGUCCAAGUCGCCAACGCGGCCUACCCCUGGGCAUCAGGCGUCAGACAGCUCCGCGUUUUCUGGCCAGACCAGGUCCAUGUCGACUACACCUAUCAGAGACGGCCCCAAACCCGGCGAAGCCAAUCCGACCGACCCGUUACUGUCCGACCUCUCUGUUCUCCAGGAACAGCUCCUACAUGAUGGCCCCACGAAGCUACGCGUUCUGGAUCUUCUUCGAAGCUACCUACAAGAUGUGCAAGAAGACCAACUCUCGGCAACGCUUGAAUCUGCGGCCUUUCAGAAAUUAUCCAGGUUAGCGAUGGAAAACCUGCCUGCUGAACGGACGUGGUCCCUGCGGCUCGCUAUGGCGUCCAAGACGCGGGGAACUAUGCAUGGCUCCCCUACGCUGCUCACUAUGCAGCAACUCAUCCGGGACCUUCAGUUGUUCGCUAUUCCGGCCAGUCGGGGUGAGAUACUUGAGCUUCUGAGUUGCAUCUACUCAGCUUCAGCGGAGCUAAUGGAUCGGACACAGGUUGCAACUGAAGUGUUGGAUAUGCUGCACACCCGUGGCCAGCCUGUCCUUAGCAAUGAUGUCAUUGUGUCCAUCAUGGACGGGUUGUCAUGGUUUGGAAGGCCCGAUGACCAGUCCCUCAACCUCCAAAGAAGGUUGGAAGGGUUGAUGGUGCAAACUAAGCAGCCGUACAUGGGGGAACGCUUGCUGAUCAGUCUCAUGGACGCAUACGCGCGAAUGCAUCGAUGGGAGCAGUUCUGGGAAGCCUGGCGCAUACCUCCACGCUUCGCCCAGCCGCGGUCUGAGGCUAUGUACAUUCACGUCUACCAGUUGAUGGCUGCUACAGACGACCCAAAACGCCGGGCAUUGUGUGCCGACACGGUGCGUCGAUGCUUCCAGGAGAUGAUCAUUGAAAACCCACCGAUUGAACCUGCCGGACGGGUGCUCGAGUCACUGCUUGGGUGCAUUCGAGUGGUAGAUCCCCGAGCCGAGGACCAUGCAGAUACCAUUCCAGCCAGCGCUCCAGGCUUCGCAAGGUCGCUUGGCAAUCGCGAAUUCGUAAGGCUUGUCAAAGACAUCAAGCUUUUGCAGCGGCACCGCCACGGGUCCCGAGGACUGGACGCCUAG
Molecule: messenger RNA, 2106 nt
Organism: Neoarthrinium moseri
Lineage: Eukaryota; Fungi; Ascomycota; Sordariomycetes; Amphisphaeriales; Apiosporaceae
Exons: 1
Coding region: 1-2106 (701 amino acids)
Biological process (GO): mitochondrial gene expression; mitochondrial proton-transporting ATP synthase complex assembly; mRNA stabilization
Cellular component (GO): mitochondrion
Source: RefSeq, a predicted model, not a curated record